AUGCGGCGCAUCGUCGUCAUGGGUGACUCCCAGGCGUACAGGCUAAUGCGCUACAUGCUGUACGUGAUCAGCAGGCUAGGGGGCGUCAUCUGCACCAUGACGGCCGACGAGGCCCACUUGAGGGCCGCAUACUAUAAUGUAUCGUACACCGUUACCGGCCGGCUGUCGUGCAGCGGCUGCGACAGCUUCCGUGCCACAUGCAAAAGCGCAAUCAACAGCGUGGAAAUCGAAUAUCUGCGGCUUGCGUUCACGCUGGACUCCGAGCUGACCACAGCGCCGCGCAUGCACUUUGAUGGCAACUGCAGACACGGCCAGCUACCCCCCUGCAAGUGGUUUUGGAGCUCGCAGCAGUUCUUGUUUGAGGGCUACCUCAGGCAGCGGCAGCCGCCGCCGGAUCACAUCCACAUCUUUCAAAACAUGCACGACUGCUCGCGCCGCUCGCCGGCCGACCACCGCCGCGACCUGUCGUGGUUUGUCGACCUGCUCAAUGCGACGCUGCUGAACGGCACCAGCGUCCACUUUUGGGAGGCCCCGCACCCCAACGGCGCGAAGCAGCCCGAGGCGUGGCGGAACGUCACCUCGCCGGCGUGCAUGCGCAUGAUGAACGACGCCAUGCGGCAGGCCAUCGCGCCCUUUGUCGAGCGGACGGCCUUGGCGCCAAACGCGUCGGCGAGGUCGGGCCACGCCGCGUGGUACGGGGCGUUUGAUCUGUUCUCACCCACUGGGGCGCGGCUUGACCUGAAUGUCGACGGCGUGCACAUGCGGGGCGACUGGUACGAGGCCCUCGCACGCGCGGUGAUUGCGGGAACGUGCGGCCUCGGCUAG
Molecule: messenger RNA, 825 nt
Organism: Monoraphidium neglectum
Lineage: Eukaryota; Viridiplantae; Chlorophyta; Chlorophyceae; Sphaeropleales; Selenastraceae
Exons: 1
Coding region: 1-825 (274 amino acids)
Source: RefSeq, a predicted model, not a curated record